This is a messenger RNA of Saccostrea echinata, 708 nucleotides long. RefSeq names its product cysteine dioxygenase type 1-like. The coding region runs from base 80 to 652 and encodes 190 amino acids. Lineage: Eukaryota; Metazoa; Mollusca; Bivalvia; Ostreida; Ostreidae. Gene Ontology annotation, molecular function: cysteine dioxygenase activity; ferrous iron binding. The record is from RefSeq and is a predicted model, not a curated record. Gene Ontology annotation, biological process: L-cysteine catabolic process. The transcript has 3 exons.
UUUCUCCUAUUUUGUAGUUGAUAUAAAGACUUAAGGGUAAACCGAUAACUCUGAUAUCUUAAUACUUAUAAAGCCAAAAAUGGGCCGGUACGACCUGAAGGCUCUGCAGUCUGAUCUGAGAAGUGAGCUGAAGAAUGGAUUAUCCAAGGAUUCCGUGGAGAGGGUGAAAGAGCUGAUGUCCCAGUACAAAAGUUCCCCCAAAGACUGGGAGGGCAAGGAACUAUGGAGUGACGAAAAAUAUACGAGGACUUUGUUGGACAAAGGGAAUGGUCUUUACAAUCUGAUGAUACUCUGUUGGAAUAGAAAUCAGGAAAGCCCUAUACACAAUCACCCUAACUCCCACUGCUUCAUGAAGACUCUAAAGGGUGAAGUGUUCGAAGAGCUGUAUAAAAAUCCCGAUGUGACGUCAUGUGGAUGCAAAAUGGAGAAGAUAGCAGAUAGAGUAUACAAACUCAACGAUGUAGCCCAUAUCACUGACGAAGACGGCCUUCACAGAGUUGGAAACAAAAGUCACGUGGAUGGCGCAGUUACCCUUCACCUUUAUUCUCCGCCAUUUUCCACGUGUCGUAAGUAUGAUGACGACACAAGUAAAUAUACAGAGGUUCCAAUGAGGUUCGACCAGGACUUUAGCGACCAGUUUAGUUUUAUAUAAACUAUGUAUGAAGUGCAAAUAUUGCUUUCAACGUUUCAUGUUUAUUUCAUUCUUAA